Molecule: messenger RNA, 3242 nt
Organism: Macrobrachium nipponense
Lineage: Eukaryota; Metazoa; Arthropoda; Malacostraca; Decapoda; Palaemonidae
Product: vacuolar protein sorting-associated protein 54-like
Exons: 17
Coding region: 55-2832 (925 amino acids)
Biological process (GO): Golgi to vacuole transport; retrograde transport, endosome to Golgi
Cellular component (GO): GARP complex
Molecular function (GO): syntaxin binding
Source: RefSeq, a predicted model, not a curated record
UAACCUAACAGCUUUUAGUUUGUUUUCCAGAUCUAUUCAUCAUGACCUCACGGAAUGACUGAGGUGAGUAGUAGUGGCUUAGGAUCGUCAUCAGUGGCGGCAAGUCAUGGAUGGCAUCAGUGUCUCUAUUGCAAGGCAGUAACCUUCAAGGCACCAAAUGAUUUCAUAAGACAUAUCCGUGACAGUCAUUGCACAAAGGAAGGAGGAAGUUUUGUUUGCCGAUAUGGAUAUAAUGGAGUUUGCUCAUCAUUGCCACUUGAAGGAGUAAGUGACCAGGACUAUGAAGACCAUGUAUUUAAGCAUCAUGUAUUCACCAUGUACAAAGGAAACGCAGGAGUGAUAUCAAAGUCGCAGACAAGAAAUGGAGAGGAAAAAUGGGGUGUUUUCUCUUCAACUCAGAAUAUACCAGCUGUUCUCAAUGACCCUAGAAAGGGGAUGAAGAGAGACUUCUUCACAAAAACAUGGGGUGAAAGUUUUGUAGAAGUUCGUGAAAUUCCUCCUCAUGUAGCACUACCUCAGGUUACCACUAAGCAUGUUGAGUCUUAUGUUAGAAAGCUUCGGAAACGUCAGAAGCUCCUUGCCAGACUAGCCUCAUUACAAGCCAGCAAAGCUCAGGAGGAUUCUGAAGAAUCGUCCCUUGGCCCCAGUCCCAGAGUGACUGAUCACUUGCCAGAGGAAGGAGUUCCAGGAAUUUUUCUCUCCAGCUCAUUUAACCUUGAAGAUCCUGAUACAUUUUAUUCAGUGUUUACGCAUGUUACAUCAUCGGGCGUUUCUUUAAAAAAUGCUAAGAUACUCCAAGAAAAGCUUUUUCAUUAUCUUGAGAGUGUUGAAAUGGACAUGAGUAGACAGAUAUCAAGAAAGUCUUCAGCCUUUUUUGAUACUAUGACAUAUCUAAAUGCCCAGAUGGAACAACUUCAGCUCAACCAUGCGGCUGUAUCAGCUCUAAGGAGAGGGAUCACCACAUUACGUCAGGAGGCAGUGAUUGAACCUGUAAAGGCAUUAUCAUUACCCAGAAAAAGGGAAAAUAUCAUAUCUGUUUGCAAAAAGUUGGAGGUAAUGAGUGCAGUAAGAGAAGUUCAGUCCACAAUACAAGUCAUGUUAGCAAGGCAAGAAUUUACAGCAGCCCUAGACCUCAUUUCCACAACGCAGGAUCUUCUUCAUACAGAGCUCAGUACAAUUAGAAGUUUAAAACACCUAAGUUCAGAGCUUAGUGAACAUGAAAAAUUAAUUGACAAGAUGGUUUCAGCAGAUUUCAUAAAAUACAUCACUGAAGAUCUCAACAGACCACUUGAAGAUACUAGACCCUUGCUUGAAGAAGAUCAACUAAUUGCUGUUGUAUUUGGAGUACUGCGGCUUCAAAAAUUUGAUUUCUUGGACAAUCUUCGAGAAGAAAUUUAUACUGCCAUAAAAGCAACUGUAAAACAAGGGGUGGCAGAAGCAGUGAGCCAAGUUGAAAUUGAUCAGGAAACAGCAAGUGUUGCUGACCAGGCCAAGACCUUGUCCAUUAGUGCUUGGCUUGCUCUUCUGUCAACGAUCACUUCAAGGCUCAAUGUAGUUAUUGCUAGAGUUAAGGUCAUAUGUGAAGUAAUGGUACAAACAGUUGAAGCUGGUGCUGGGCGAACACAACCAGUGACUGAGGGUGUCCAAGCUGCUUCUCUUGUUACCUUGAGUAGCUCUGAUGGGGAAGCUAUGUUAGGGGAAGUGGCCUGUGGUCGUGUGUUAGGAGGGUUGAGGGAGAUCUUGUGUGCUACAUGUGACUAUGCUCAUGAUCGAUGUGCCAAACUUCUACAUGCCAGGUCCAGAGAACAUGGCUUAGAUAAAAUGACUGCCAAUGAAUUUUUGACAUUGUCUCGGAUCAUAGAAGAUUUUGUUGCAGAUACUGAAUGUGUGUGUGGACGCAAAAGUACCUCAUUCAGAAUGGGCCUUCAAGGACAAGCCACAAGGUUUGUGUUGAGGUUCCAUGAAGAACGUGAAGCCAGACUGAAACUGAACUUGAGCAGUGAAAGAUGGAGAGCAGUUCAUGCUCCACCUGAUUUGCAACGUCUUUUAGAUCACAUAUCUGCAACAGAUACCUUAGUUAGUCCCCCAGCCAUUGUGGGAGAAGGAAAAAUAGAGGAAGAUUCAAGCCCAGCUAGAAGACUUUCACCAGUUUCAACUGUAACCAUAACUUCUACUUCCACUGCCACCAGUACCACUUCAACCAUCAGCAAUGGCAUUGCUGAACACACCAGCAAUGGUGUGAAUGUUGGUAGUAGUGGUAGUGGUGUAAAUAGCAGUAGUAGUAGCUGUGGUGGUGUGGUUGUUGGUGGAGAGGAAUACAUAGUAGUGGGAGUAUGUUUAGUGGUGGUACGUUUGAUUGUUGAAUAUGCUGAAUGUGCUGCUACUCUUAGAUUAGCUGCACAACAGUUACUAACUCGUCUAACAGAUCUUCUCAGGAGAUUUAAUUCUGAUACCUGUAGGUUGCUUAUUGAAGCUGGUGCUGUUGCACUAGGAUUGAAGACAAUUACAACAAGAAAUUUAGCCCUGGCAUGGCGUUCAUUGCAACUUUUGCUAACUCUUUUGCCAAGACUUAAUGCACACUUUUCAUCAUUAUUGAGACCUGCAGUUGUCAUUAAAAAUAUAGAACAGAAGCACACCCGCACCAAACAACAAGAGACUAUCUCCUGGGAUGUGAUUAUCCAGAACAUGAAGAUCAUUGGGAAGGCCCCCGAUGCCUGUCAGUCGCACCUGCUGGAGGCGCUCUCUCAUCCAACAAAUAAGACCAGCACUAAAUGCGAUGCAGGAAGAAUUUCUCCUCCCCACAAGUAUGAGAAGACCUGCAACCAACAGUGACAUCCAGUCAUGACAACUUUAGUGAAAACCACGCCCCUGAACGAGAUACUCCUGUAGGCAAUGAAAAUCAAAUUAGCCAUGACGUCAUGCAGCAUGUCGCAAUGGCCAGCAACGUCACCGCACAACUCAUGAGGUCUAGGAAGUUGCAGCAGCGCAACCAUCAACACGGCAGAAAUGGCUUGAGACCUGACUCAAGCGAUCAGUGAUAAACAGACUUACCACCACCAGCCAAUAGAAGAUUGGCAUGGGGCAGACCCCCUGCUGACGACCCGGAAUAUCAGGAGGAAGGACACCACACCAGAAGCAGCCAACCCUAAGCUUCCUAGCCUAGAGAAUGUCUGGCAGCUCUAGACAAAAGCUUGCUACAAGAGAGAGAGAGAGAAACCAACUGAUAACGACUUUGAUGACUA